ACACACAAGAAGCAGAGAGAUUAGCAAAGCACACAGGCUUCUGGGAGACAAUUCAAGAGUACCCACCUAAAGACGAUUUACCAAUUACGACACCCAAAAGAGGAUCUUGAAGGACACCAAGGAACAGGGAGAUGCUCGAGGCUAGAUGGAGAGUACAGCUUCUCCAGAUUCUCCUGUGCUUCAUCAUCUGUGGCUGCACCCCAGACAGCGAUGUACUACAGAAAGUCAUUUCAAAACUUUCUGACGAUAAGCCCGGAUGUGAACUACCGGAAACUGUAGAUGAACCCGAGUGUAGUACCGGCAUGCAACAAGAAGCCAGUCAACUUCCGUUUCGAACUGUGCCACAUGGCGUAGUGUGUAGUUUCAACAGCAACGAUGAAUUCACAUACACAUGUACAGAGAAAGGUAUCUGGGUUCAAGAUCACCGUCCUUCUCCGGGUACAUCUGUCGGGCAUCACCGAGAAAAGCGCUGGAUAUUGCUGCUUCUUGCUAGAGGGGGGAAGAGUUUACUGAAAGAUCUUGGACUCCUUAAGAAGCUCCUGUGUCUUAUCCUGUGUAAAAAACGUCCAAACAAGGCACCAUCCCUGAUCCCCCCGAAACUGACAUGCCCCAACGUGACAUCCCCCCAGACCGCCAUCACGGGGAAGUCAGCCCGAGUAACAUGGGAAGAACCGUUUGCGUCAGACAGAAUGGAAGGACCAAUUGAAGCGACGCUUGUGAAGGGACAGCCAUCAGGGAGUAUGUUCGACGAAGGCAAGAAUUACGUCUAUUACAAGGCAAUGAACAGGAAAGGACUUGCCACGUACUGCACCAUAUCCUUUGUUGUGGAAGUAUCCCGAUGCCUUCGACCGAAGUGGCCCUGGAAUGGCCGGAUGAAAUGUGAUGAUGAACAGGUGUCUGGCUCUGUGUGCACCUUUUCCUGUAACUUCGGCUAUGAGAUGAAAGGCGAGAAUCAGAUCAUGUGCCUCAAUCAGAAGUGGAUUGGAGCAAUGCCAAAGUGUGUCAUUAAGACAUGCCCCACUGUGCCGAAGAUCUCUCACGGCGCCUUGGAAUGCAAGUCCAAGACUUUGGAGUACAAGACAAUCUGUAUCCUGAAAUGCAUAAAGGGGUACUUGCAAGCUGGCUCUGCCAUGAUGAUGUGUAACGGAACAGGAACGUGGACCAAACCCGGAUUCUGCAGAGAUUACCGAGCACCAUCGUUUACCUCCGGCUGCGUGGAUGACCAACGCGCACUAGCGGGGCCUCGAGAUAAACCGGUUAUGGUCACAUGGACAGAUCCAAACGUCACCGACAACUCUGGGGGCCAUGUCAAACUUUCCUACAGCAAGGAGAAGGGUUCUCGAUUCCCACUUGGUCGAACCACCAUCGUAGUUAAAGCUGAGGAUGCUGACAAAAACGUCAUGAAAUGUUCCUUCAGUAUUUACAUUGAAGCCCAGGUCUGCAAGGACCCCGCCCUCGGCAACACGCUGGACCGAGAGCUAAUCAUUUACGAUUGCCCCAACGGGACAUCCCUCGGGUACUCCUGUCUCGUGUCCUGCAAAUCCGACUAUCCUCUUGUUGGGGCUUCAAGGAUCACAUGCUCCAAGGAUUCGAACACAGAAAAACUUCGAUGGACAUGGGGAAGCGGCAAGAGCAAACCCUUCUGUAAAUCCACCGACUGCCCAAAACUGAGGUCACCGAUCAAUGGCGCCAUCGUGUGCGACAAAUGGAAUCAUGGCCGCAUGUGCAGCAUGCAGUGCAACCACAACUACGACGUCCCAAGACGGGUGCCCAGUCAGUACGUGUGCGGGAUGUCCACUGGGAAAUGGCGUCCCCACAGUGUCAUCCAGGACUGCAUUGUGCGGAGAAAACCGUCGAAAAUGCGCCUCCCAGCAGAAAUGUAUUACUACGCAUCAAAUUGCCCCACGAAAACUUCGAUGAAAAACAUCAGUAACAACUUCAUUAAAAUGUUGUCCUCGAAUGAAUUGUUUAAGGAAGAAUGUGGCGAGAAGGUUCCAGACUGCAAAGCGGAAAUGGUAGAUGUUAGAUGUGGGGAAGUUCGCACAAAGCGUGACGUCAUUUCCGUCAGGGGACAUAACCAUGUUUACAAGCGGAGCGCCGACAAGUGUGUGGAGAUAGAAUUCAAUAUUGAAAUGCCGUACGAUGACUUGUCGAUGGAUGGCAGUGAUGUUGCCGUUAUUUACAAGAAAACAUUCAACAGGAUAACAAGCGUUAUCGAACAUAUGUCUACCAUUGGUGAGCUGGAGGUGAAAGGGAUGGAGACGCGGGAGUCUUCCUUCGCCCCAGGUGUAGCGACAAUCGUUUGUCCGAAAGGAACGCUGCCCCGUUUUGAUAAAGGUUCAUGCUCUGGUUGUCCAACUGGUACAUUCCUGAACAAGACGGACGAGUGUGAGGACUGCCCCAAGGGGACCUACCAGGCCACUUCCCACGCCUCCUCCUGCACCAGGUGCCCUGCAGGAACAUCCACCCCUUCUACCGGGUCCCGCACAGCCGCCAAUUGCACAGAAAUGUGUCAAGUCGGGACAUAUUCCAAAAAUGGUGUCAUCCCAUGCAUCAAGUGCCCAAUAGGAACGUACCAAGACAUCAAUGGGAGCAGCACGUGCAAGAUGUGUCCGCCUGGACUGACCACGUUGGAGUAUGGGGUCACAACGUCGGACGAAUGUUCUGGGUACGACAUGAAACUAGCUCCUGCUGUCAACACGGUGCUCGGGAAAACAACUGCAGUGGUCAAGUCCUUUUCCGUAUAUUCUUGGUUUUUUAUUUCUCCUGGGGAGGUCAAAGCAACGCUACUUAAGUUUAUCACUGACAACAACGCAGUCUUCGCUGUUCGAUGGAGGUCCGACAAAUUGACCAUGACCUUUGGAAGUAACGCUAUAGACGUUAUGGCUGAGGUUGCAGUAAACAGCUGGUACCAACUAACCUUGACCUUCGAUGCACCGUCCUUGACCAUUAAGGCGUACGUUAAUGGAACAGCCGCUCUCUCAAAAACCACGUCGAGGUUUCCACAAAUACGAAGUACAGUAACGCUAACCUGCUCGACCAACAGUGCAGCGCUGACUUUCUCCGGACUAAAUGUCGUUGACAAGGUACUGGGCGAGAGUGAAAUUCAGGCCAUGUCACGCACGUGCAACUCGACCAUCACACGUUCCAUGUUCAAGGCCAACAUGACCGCCGGACAAAUGAUCUCCCCCAGCCGCUGUGACGCAUACGACGCAUGCGUAACCAAUCCAUGUGGAGGACAUGAGUGCAUCGACACGAUCAGUGGCUACGAUUGCGCAUGUGCUGACGGAUACAAGGGAGACAACUGUGAAAUCGCCCCAGAUCAUUGUGCAGAAAACAUGUGCGAGAACGGUGCUCGAUGCGUUGGGAACAGCGUCAACUACACGUGCGAGUGUGCCACUGGUUACAAGGGGGAUCUUUGUGAUUAUGAAAUAGUACAUGGUGAGUGGAGUUCAUGGUCCAAGUGGUCAUUCUGCAGCCAGAUCUGUGACGGAGGGGUCAGAACCAGGACUCGCCAGUGUGACAACCCCCCGCCGGACCCUGACGGGUCCCCAUGCAAAGGGAAUACUACUGAAUCAGCGAGUUGCAACACCAAUCAAUGCAGAGAAUGCCCCACCCUGAGGCGCUCCUAUGGCGUGGUCCCUUCCUGUCACAGGACAGGUGACCUGACCCAGUGCACCAUCAAGUGUCGCGAUGACCUGGUAUUCGCAGAGGAGCCACUUCCUGUGUACGAGUGUGGAGCCAAGACAGAAUACAAGUGGAGCCAUUGGACUGAAGAUCACCCGGAGGGACGACUUCCGCCAUGUACUCCUGUGAAGUCGGCCAACGGCUUCACAAUGACACGUAAGGUCGACCUGCCGACUCUUCCUUGCACACCCGACGGGAAGUCACAUGACUCCGUGACGUCACAAGUUGCCAGCCAAUCAUCUGAUUUGACUUGUAUCAAACAGAAAUUGUGCAAACCCGUUGUUGACGUGAGGAAGUGUCCAAGUGGGCGUCGACGUCGAGGUGCUGGGACAUCUGUUACCAUGACGAUUAAAACAACAAUGGGAAGCGACGCCUCGUUCGACAUUGGGAGACUCGUCAAUAACAACACAAUGACCAUGGGAAUGCGGAAAUAUCUGAAGGCGAUGCUGACAUUUGAGCAGUCGGCACAACAGGUGGUUAACAACACCGGCAAGGUCUUCUCCGUUGUCGUCAACGGCGUGACGUUCAAGCCCGACGUCAACUCCGCCACGUCCGAAGUUGAAGUUGAGUGCAACCCAGGAGAGGUGGACUCGGGUGGCGCCUGCAGUGAAUGUCCCGCCGGAAGCAGCGAGAACAAUGGCGCAUGCGUACCAUGUGAGCAGGGCAGUUUCCAGGAAGCAACGGGUUCAACUUCCUGUAAACAAUGCCCUAAAGGGAAGACAACUCUGGACGUUGGUGCGAAGAGCAAAGCGGAAUGUACCACUGAUCCCAGUAGCCACAGUGACAACCGGGACACCACUCAAGAAGCUCCAGUGGAAGAUAAAUCAGGUUCGGAUCGCACAAUGAUCAUCGUCCUCUCCGUCAUGAUCACUGCCAUGGUGUUCUCCAUCACCGCUGCUGCUGUACUCUGGAUUGUCAAGAUGAAGAAAGUGCCAAAUGGAAGCGUAUUAUGGGGCGAUUCGGGGCGUAACAAAGUGAACCCUGACCCCGAGGUUGAGAACGCCCCACCGCCUUACCCCGCCGUCUACAUCCCUCCCCCUCCCCCUCCCCCAUACACCGCAAUGGACGCUCUCAACGCACCUGCAGCGUCUUUCCGCCCCAACACGGCGAGUGACGUCCAGCUCCGCGUCAUGCCCGCAACCAACUCCCCUCUGAUUAACAGGACCGUCCCCGCUGCCACUCAGACCAGCCUUGGCCCGACCCCUUCUACCACCCCCCGGAGUUCCAGAAACGCCUCCCCAAAUAGGUCCCCCUCCCCUACCCCCUCCCAAAAUAACUCCCGGGGUUCCUCCCCAAACCCAUCCCCGGUCCCUGGUCGUCACCUCUCCAGCAACGUCAACAGCCAGGCACGUUCCAGGUCGUCAUCGCCGGUCACAGGUUCAGCGAAUGACACCCCAGCCAUCCAAACCCGAUUCAUUGCUGAAGGAACGACCGUGGCUGGCAACACAGCGCACUGCUCUAAAAUGAUUCGUAGUCGAUCAGCCUCUCCGAAUCAUCGUCUGCCGUCACGGAGCCCGUCUCCUGCCAGAAGCUUGGCGGAUUUCGUUGGAACCUGCCAAUCCGGAGCCCCGAGCACCCCUCCUCCCCCGGCUGCAAUCUACAACCUCCCCGCCCCAUGUGCACAGGAGCCUGUCCUCUCACCCAUCAAGAGAAUCAACACCGGGGACUCGGGGGAGAUCCACCCACGGGUCAAGUCCGCUCACCGCGUCAUAUCCUCAUCAUAACUCUGUCCAAUCAUGACGUCGACGUUUGGCUUGCGGAUUGUAAUAUUUAUCAUUUAUUUUAAUAUCGCAAGAUCAAUGGGAAUGACAAUUUCGCAUAUCUAGCGUUCAAAUACAUCUACGCAAAAAUGCUUUAGAAACCAUAUACAAAACUUCACUCAGUGAAGUAUAAACAGUCGAGGAACAUCAUUCCCACCCUUAUAGAACUUUACAAUCACAGUGAUCGUUGUAGGUACGCAUUCGAUAAGGUGACCCGAAUAAGAGUGUAAACUCUGACGUUUUUCUAUAUGAAAUUAUUAUUUUUAAAUCGAUUGUUUAAGUUUCGGAGCAUGCAUGUUUCGCCCCGUUGGUCGGCAAAAAAUGACGGCUGAGCGAUGUGGAACAUGAUUUUAACCUCUGGUGUUCAAAACUUUCAAACAAUUAUCUUAUCGAAGUGACCCUUUCUGAACUCGUGCCAUUCAUGAUCACUUGUGACACGGUGACAAGUCGAAUCGCCACUCGUAUCUCAGUGCACGAUUCGGAAAUACACUCACAUGUGACGAAUACACUCACAUUCCAUUAACAUGUACUGUGCUUACUGUACACAACUCAUCAUUUGAAAGGCAUACUAAGAUACUGCAGAAGAUGCACUUUUAUCUGUUCCAUAACAAAGUCGAAUACUAUGUGUAUGUCGAAUACUAUGUGUAUGUCGAAUUCGAAUACUAUCCGUAUGUCGAAUGAUAUAUGUAUGUCGAAUACUAUAUGUAUGUCCCAUACUAUCUGUAUGUCGAAUUCGAAUACUAUCUGUAUGUCGAAUACUAUAUGUAUGUCGAAUAAUAUCUGUAUGGCAACAAUCCUUCCUGCAUACACACAAUGCCUAUCAAAAGUUGACUAAUAUAUUAGAUCUUCAUCGCUAUCCAGAAAAAUGGCAAUAUGAUAUAACUGGAUAAUCGAGGGUAGAGGUCCUGAUUCGAUUUGUAAUGCACGCAUGCCUAAUAUGAAUUUUUUUAUCUCAAAUUUCUCUUUACUUCGUGACACGCCAGUCAAAUGAUAUUGACAUGUAUGUAUAUUUUAAAUGAAAUACAGUGAAACGUCGAUAUUUCUGCCAAUAUCCCGGUCAAUAAUUAUCGAUAUUUGAAAUCGGCUUCUAAAAUGUUUGAUGUUUUCUUUUAAAAGGAAAGUUCUCAUUUAUGUUAAGUGUUCUAUACACACUGGUAAGAUUUGAGUAAAUGGUUUGUGUGUAUUUAAGUUUUCGGUUCUUAGAAGUCAACGAUGACAUUUCACAUAUCACGUGACUGAUCGUUCAUUGGUUACUGUACAUUGUACACUGUACACUGAGUUAAUUCAUGACAUAAGUGUUAUAAGUUGUCAGCACAGUUGCUCAUCUCUUGGUGUUAAUAGUUUACCGUCCGACUUCAGAAUUAAAUUAAAAUGUCCUUUAUUUCCACUCUUCACCUGCCUGAAUAAAAACAUCU
Messenger RNA from Haliotis rufescens (red abalone), 6862 nucleotides. RefSeq lists its product as uncharacterized. NCBI's taxonomy places the organism in Eukaryota, Metazoa, Mollusca, Gastropoda, Lepetellida, Haliotidae. The transcript is spliced from 27 exons. The record is from RefSeq and is a predicted model, not a curated record. Gene Ontology annotation, molecular function: calcium ion binding. Bases 132 to 5411 code for a protein of 1759 amino acids.